CGUCGGGGGCGCGCGCCGGCGGAUUUAGUCUCCCCCGGUCAGAGCGGAACGCGGAGCGGCGCGAGCGAUCAGUUUCGGAGUGUUUCCGGGUUUUUAAAUAUUAUUAUUAUUAUAACUGAUAAUAAUAAUAAUCCUCUUUGUGUUCUUGUUAUUGUUCUCGGUGUUUCUUCUCCUCGGCGCGUUUCUCAUGGGACUAGCGCGCGCGGAUCCGCGGACAUGGCACCGGGAUUGAGCCAUUAAGUCCCGCCGACUGCACAACUUUAUCCCGGGGUGUGUGUGUGUGUGUGUGUGUGUGUGUGUGUUAUCGCUCAUGGAGCGAUCAGCAUCACUGGACAUCGAGGCGCUGAAGAUGACACAGGAGCAGUAUAUUUUGGCGUCCCAGCCGAGCGCCCUGCAGAGGCCGGGUUGCCCUGCUCCAUACCCAGUGGGCAUCUAUGGCUGGCGUAAACGCUGCCUCUACUUCUUCAUCCUCCUCCUUCUUGUCACCAUGAUUGUCAACCUUGCACUCACCAUCUGGAUCCUGAAAGUCAUGAACUUUACAGUGGACGGGAUGGGGAACCUGCGCAUCACCAGGGAGGGCGUGAGGUUAGAGGGCGUGUCCGAGUUCCUGCUUCCUCUGUACGUCAAGGAGAUUCAAUCCAGACAGGACAGUCCGCUGAUCCUGCAGUCAGACCGCAAUGUGACGGUGAACGCACGGAACGACCUCGGCCAGCUGACAGGACAGCUCACUGUGGGAUCUGAGAUGGUGGAGGCUCAGUGUCAGAGGUUCGAGGUGCGGAGCUCAGAUGGAGACAGAGUGCUGUUCUCAGCGGACGAGAACGAGAUCAGCAUCGGCACUGACAGGCUGAGCGUGACAGGUAACGAGGGAGUAGUGUUUGCUCAUUCAGUCGAGACGCCGCACAUUCGAGCUGAACCUUUCCAAGACCUAAAGUUGGAGUCUCCGACGCGAACACUGACGUUGGAAGCGCCGAAAGGUGUGGAGGUGAAUGCAGGAGUGGGGGAGUUCAGAGCAUCCUGCAGGAAAGAGCUAACUCUGGAGUCUUCUGAAGGAGAGAUCUUACUCAACGCCAAGUCCAUCCGCAUGCCGAAUCUUCCCCACGGCAGCGUGGACCCGCUGCUCAGCCCUGGCACCAGCUACCCGAAACACACCGUCUACGAGGUGUGUGUGUGUCCGAGCGGCAAGCUCUACCUGUCCCCCGCAGACAGCGCCUCCACCUGCCAGACCACUAACAGUGUGUGUUUAUGGAGCUGAGAGCGGCGUAGGGGCGUCGCCCGACACCAGAAAGGCCUUCCUUUUUUUCUUCUCUUUCCUUUUUUCUCCCCCUCAUACUGUUCAUCAGCCGUAUUCACAUCAACAACCUGACUGACAAACGGCGGAAUAUCAUCAGAUUGGACAUGGAGAUGAUGUUUGUUUGUUUUUCCCCCUAUUUUGAAUUCUUUCCAUCAUACCAUUUUUUUUUUAUUCUCUACAUUCUUUUCUUUCUUUCCUUUCUUCCUUCCUUCCUUUCUCCCUUCAGGAAUUCAGGAAUCGGAACAAACUCAGCAUCUUCCCAAACUGUAAAUGGAGCAAAAACUUGACUCAGAGCGUAUCUUUUUUUCUUCCCUCUCCUCUUGUUUUUAGUACUCCUAUUUUUGUACGACCUUUAGCCCCAGGUGGAAAAUUCGAGGAGAGGCCGGA
Molecule: messenger RNA, 1678 nt
Organism: Clarias gariepinus (North African catfish)
Lineage: Eukaryota; Metazoa; Chordata; Actinopteri; Siluriformes; Clariidae
Product: zeta-sarcoglycan
Exons: 8
Coding region: 311-1252 (313 amino acids)
Biological process (GO): cardiac muscle tissue development; heart contraction
Cellular component (GO): sarcolemma; sarcoglycan complex
Source: RefSeq, a predicted model, not a curated record